AUGAAGACAAAGCAAAGCACGAUCCCACUCAGGCUCGCCCUGACCGCCCGAUCUUCGCGAACACCCCCACCCGGCCGCCGCAGGAGCCACACAGCCCUCCUGCUGGCGGCUCGCCUGGCACCCGUCCCCUCACAGUGGGUCGCACUGUCACACCAACAGAAGGUCACACAACCUCACGCCGUCUCACAGGACCACACACACGGCUGCACACUCACCGUCACUGUCAUGGUCACAGACGCUCGCACAGGCACACACAGGCGCACGCACGUUGUGACAUGGUCUCCCACGGUCACAGGCCCCCUCGCACGCCCGCUCCAGCCCCGCAGGCCCGCUGGCGCGCGCGCCCAUCCCCGACAUCCUCACCGCCUCCUCCCCGAGGGUCGGCACCUCCCUGCGCGCCGUCGGCCGCCGGGAGCCCAGCGGCCCGCGGGCCGGGGCGGGGCCUCGCUCGCGGCCGGACCGCCGGGCUCACAAAGGGGCCGCGGCGCGCGGGCGGGCAGCGGGGCCCGCCGUGGGGGCCGCCGGGAAAUGGAGUCCAGGCCGCGCGCGGCGCUGGGCAUCCUGGGACGGCUGGCAGAUGGCUCCUGCUCCCGCCCCUGGGCGUCUGCGCCCCUCUCCCGAAACUCCGGGCUUUCCGACCCAGAGCCAGGACCCGCCCAGCCCGGUCAGGCCGACCGAGUCCCGCCCCGGCCUGGACGCGCCGGCUCCGAGUGCGCAGGCGCACCGUCCUCGGUCCCCGUAGGGGCCCAAGCCGGGCGGGGUCGAGGUGCGCACGCGCAGUGCACGGGCCCGCGGGCCCGAUUCCCUGGUUGGGCUUGCAAGAUCCCAGCCCAGACUCCGUUUGGUUCUGUUUCCGUGAGGGCUUGUGACCUCUGCCGUAUCAUGAAGCAAAUGUCUGUCUCCGAAUAUGCAUUCUCCAAGGUUUCACCGUAUUGGCUCAUCCACAAUUCAGAGGGCGGAGGUAGCAUGGCCUCGCCCACAGGUACAUAGGUCUUGUUUGGUGGAAAUACCAACUCCACUCCUCUUCCACACUUUGCCCCCACGAAUUCCAGUCACUUCAUUUCCCCAAAACUGUUGUGUGUGUCAACUUAGCAAAUCGGUGCUCUGCCUUGGUUCCUCCUCUCUGCUCUGCGGUGUGUAGUGUGUCUUCCAAGGGAAAGCCA
Molecule: messenger RNA, 1163 nt
Organism: Leopardus geoffroyi (Geoffroy's cat)
Lineage: Eukaryota; Metazoa; Chordata; Mammalia; Carnivora; Felidae
Product: translation initiation factor IF-2-like
Exons: 3
Coding region: 1-990 (329 amino acids)
Source: RefSeq, a predicted model, not a curated record